AUGGCCCGUACCAAGCAGACCGCUCGGAAAUCCACCGGAGGAAAGGCCCCGCGUAAGCAGCUGGCCACCAAGGCAGCCCGUAAGAGCGCACCAUCGACCGGAGGCGUGAAGAAGCCGCAUCGUUAUCGCCCGGGAACGGUGGCUCUACGUGAAAUCCGUCGUUACCAGAAGUCGACCGAGCUGCUGAUCCGCAAGCUGCCGUUCCAGCGUCUGGUUCGUGAGAUUGCGCAGGAUUUCAAGACCGAUCUGCGUUUCCAGAGCGCGGCCGUUGCUGCUCUGCAAGAAGCCAGCGAGGCCUACUUGGUGGGCCUGUUCGAGGACACGAAUUUGUGCGCGAUUCACGCCAAACGCGUCACUAUCAUGCCCAAGGACAUUCAACUGGCUCGCCGUAUCCGCGGAGAGCCUUCUACCGCCAGUGAAACAACUGAUUUCUCAGCAGAAAUGGCCCGUACCAAGCAGACCGCUCGGAAAUCCACCGGAGGAAAGGCCCCGCGUAAGCAGCUGGCCACCAAGGCAGCCCGUAAGAGCGCACCAUCGACCGGAGGCGUAAAGAAGCCGCAUCGUUAUCGCCCGGGAACGGUGGCUCUACGUGAAAUCCGUCGUUACCAGAAGUCGACCGAGCUGCUGAUCCGCAAGCUGCCGUUCCAGCGUCUGGUUCGUGAGAUUGCGCAGGAUUUCAAGACCGAUCUGCGUUUCCAGAGCGCGGCCGUUGCUGCCCUGCAAGAAGCCAGCGAGGCCUACUUGGUGGGCCUGUUCGAGGACACGAAUUUGUGCGCGAUUCACGCCAAGCGCGUCACCAUCAUGCCCAAGGACAUUCAGCUGGCUCGCCGUAUCCGUGGAGAGCGCGCUUAAACUGUAAAUCACUGCUCCAUUAACAAAACU
This is a messenger RNA of Anopheles darlingi, 882 nucleotides long. RefSeq lists its product as uncharacterized. Gene Ontology annotation, molecular function: structural constituent of chromatin; protein heterodimerization activity; DNA binding. Bases 1 to 852 code for a protein of 283 amino acids. The record is from RefSeq and is a predicted model, not a curated record. Lineage: Eukaryota; Metazoa; Arthropoda; Insecta; Diptera; Culicidae. The transcript has 2 exons. Gene Ontology annotation, cellular component: nucleosome.